AUGAAGGGGGUUGUACUGACAGUAACGGGGGGGGGGGGGGGGAGGGUAGGGGGGGGGGGGGGGGGGGGUGGGGGGGGAGGGGGGGGGGGGGGGGGGGGGGAAGGGGGGGGGGGGGGGGGGGGGGGACUUGGGGGGGGGGGGGGGGGGGGGUUGGGGGGGGGGGGGAAGAGGGGGUACUGGGGGGGGGGGGGUCAUAUCAUUGGGGGGGGGGGGGGAGGAGGUUGGGGGGGGGGGUCAUAUCAUUGA
Candidula unifasciata is the source of this 246-nucleotide messenger RNA. NCBI's taxonomy places the organism in Eukaryota, Metazoa, Mollusca, Gastropoda, Stylommatophora, Geomitridae. The record is from the annotation of a GenBank genome assembly.